This is a messenger RNA of Actinia tenebrosa (Australian red waratah sea anemone), 797 nucleotides long. RefSeq lists its product as uncharacterized. The record is from RefSeq and is a predicted model, not a curated record. NCBI's taxonomy places the organism in Eukaryota, Metazoa, Cnidaria, Anthozoa, Actiniaria, Actiniidae.
AGUUGGGUGUCUCGAUGAAUACUAUCAACUGGUGCAAGUUGCUUUGAAAGGUAAGGUCUAGUUUUUGAGAAAGUAAGCGAUAGAAGAUUUCUGUGAUGUCACCAUUACGUCAUGAUGAAAAGGCUGCUUUAAACUAAUUUAUCAUUUUUAAAACCUUUAAUCCUUUCCUGACAUUGUGUGAAAAGCGCUURCAGAUUGAGUCAUUAAAUACGAAGUUGUAGCCGUUUCAAUGUGGCAAAACUACCCCCAGCCUCCUUAAAGAACUUUAAGCUAAGUUGACCCAUCCUUUCGUUGGAUCAUGAGAUCAUUGAGUUUCAGAACAUUGGCACAAAAUACAUUCAAAUCAUCAAUAGAGCCGUUCCAUAGGGAAUGAAUCUUCAUUAGUAGAAAUCUUGUACAGUCAGCGGAUACGAUUAMGGGCGCAGUUUUUAAUUUUUAACUUUACUGCGCAUGAGCACUAGAGUGUAAUUUUAUAAUUCAAAAUGGCGGACCAGAAGAGAGUACGUGAGGGAAAAGGUUAUUAUAGGCAAUUAGACCAGGCAAGCACGGGUGAAUUGCUUUGGGGAAGCAGCCAAAAGAAGAAAAAGAGAAUGAAAAAUACAGAUCCAAAGAUUUUUCCCGUGGAAAGAGUUGUUUCACGACGUAUUGAAGUUACAAAGACACAAUAUCUCAUAAAGUGGGCAGGAUACAGUGCCUAUGAAAAUUCUUGGUUAGACGAGGAUGAUCUGAGUGAUGAUCUKAUUAGGCAUGUAUUCGAAAAAUCAAACGACCUCACUCUUUUUGCUCCUUACUCAUAG